UUCUGGGCCAUCGUGGUUGCCGUAGCUGGGGGGCGUGGUUUGUUGAUGUCACGGCAGCGUCCUGGGGGCAGUCAUGAUGUUCUUCCCCGGUGUGUGAUCAAGAUAAUAGACACAGCAGUGAAAAAUACAACCCCCCCCCCUCCCCCCUCAAUGCCGUUUUGCCAGAAUUUCUCGGAAGACUACAGAGAUGGGGAGCAAGACCUGUAUAUACAUGCUGCAAAGGAUACGGCAGCUACAAUCAUGCAGUUCUUUAGUAGGGAUGAGCUUUUCUAAAUUUCCAAAGAACUAUAGAUCAGAAGCUACCCUUCCUCUGCCUUCAGAUCCUCGUACUUUGAGACCGCCAUUCAGUUCAGUCACUGUACCCAUAAGGAGUGUUAGUCAUGAGAGUUCACCAAUUAAUCAAGAAAAAAAUAUGACAUCUGAUUGGGUAGAUGGACCAUUGAAUGAUUCUCCUGCCAUCUCUGAUGGUAAUCAUGUUAGCCCUUUAAAUGAACAGGUUAGUUUGACACCAGAUGAACUGUCUAGUACCCCUAAAAUGACCCCAUCUUAUACUGUGAUUGCUCUGAAUAAAUGUACUACUCCCAGGGAUGUAUUGAAUGUCUUUUCAAGACCCUCGUACAGGAAAGAUGAACUUUUCCAAGGUGUUCUAAAACUCUGGAAUACAUUCUUGGCGCUUAACGAGAAACAGAAACUCGCUGAAAGAGACUCCAUAGUCGGUCAUCCACACUUUCACAAUCUGACUCAUGGAAUCUUGAAGAUGGCUCCAGUCAUGUCACCCGAGGCUUUGAUCCGGAUGCUAUAUGUGUUUGUGCGUUUACAAAUAUAUCAACAGUCAAAAUUGAUUCAGAAUCUUCUGCUUAUUUGCCAGGAACACCUGACUUGCUUCAAUGAAGUGGAACUUGCCAUCUUGGCCAAUACUUUAGAAUGGCUAAAGAGUGACAAAAAUGUGGAUUUGAUCACAUUUGGUUUACGGCUGAUGAUCGACAUGAAAAUUGAAGAGGUUAAUGAAGUAACACCGCUUUUAACUAUGAUGAAAGCCAUUGGAAGGACUGCACCAUUAAGGCUUAAAUUAAAGCUGGAGAAUAAAGCCUUACAGAUGGUUGACAGAUUUAAUGUUGCACAGAGUGAAAACCUAUUUUGUGUACUUGCUGAUAUUGACUUCUACUCUGAACAUCUCCUGAACGCUUGCAGUGAUAAACUCAUCGAUGGCCUAGAUGGACUGUCAUAUACCAAAAUUGUUAGUCUGCUGUCUUGCUGCUGUGAACUGGAUUAUGGCAAUGAAAGGUUGCUGACUGCAGUUGGAGAUCAGAUUAUGAAGACUAUUUGCUUGUGGAAGCCAUGGCAGUUGGCUAUGAUACUCCAGUACUUUGUACACCUUCAUUUUCGACAUGUUCCACUACUGGAUCGAUAUGCUGAGAUUUUUACAAAUAAUUUAAGUUCAGUAAAAAUAUGGGAUUUAUCAGAGACAGUCAAAUUCUACUCGGCGCUGAAUCAUCUUCCAGAAAAAAAGACGCAGUUCCUGGAGGCCGUAAACUCAUCCCUACAGGCAUACCUCAAUAGUAUUCCACCUAAAAAACUUCUCUUUAUUGUAUACAACUUGUGUGUUCUAGAAGCAUGUCCUGACUUUGCAGUAAAUAAGCUUCUGCAGUAUGAAAGCAUUCUCAAUUUUAAAGAACAGAGCAUUUUUGAGCAUAUUAACCUGUGUUUGAUGAGGAAUACACCCUUUGUAAAAAGUAAUUCGUUUUGCUGCCUAAAGAAAGUUCCCCCUGCAACCUCUGAAGACUUUCAAACUUUACAUAAUGACAUGAAAAACUUCAUUAAGGAUCCGGACUUGUAUCAGUACAGCUUGCAGAUAGCCAACACUUACUACAUUGAUUUUGUGUUGGCUUUGGAUACCCAAGACAACAAGUUGGUUCCUGUUGGUGACCUACAGACGGACAACCUAGAACUAGCUGACCACUCAGAAAAUGUUAUUCGUAUUGCCGUAUUGUGUUGUACUCCAAAUGCAUUUGCUUUGGGCACACUUCAUCCACUGGGGAAGCUGGCCUUGAAGAUCAGAAUUCUCAAAUCUUUUGGUUUUUCUGUGCUGGUGCUCCCCAUGCAUAAAUUUGUAAGGAUGACUGAAGAGCAUAAAGUGAAAUAUUUAAGGACAAUAAUCUUUCAAGAACUAUCGGACGAUCAAAGUGCACUGGAGGGCACCACCGCGGAGGGGGGUUUGGAGAAAACCCCCCAUGACACAUAAAGGGUUAUUUUCAUUGAACAGUUUUGCAGAUUGGAAUGUGUCACAAAUAAUUUUAUUUACAUGUUUUUUUCUGUCUUGUACGAGGAAAACUUGUAAUUCACAACAUCCAUUAUAAUAAUAAACAUGCUAUUUUUAUUAUA
Molecule: messenger RNA, 2382 nt
Organism: Rana temporaria (common frog)
Lineage: Eukaryota; Metazoa; Chordata; Amphibia; Anura; Ranidae
Gene: FASTKD2
Product: FAST kinase domains 2
Exons: 12
Coding region: 188-2242 (684 amino acids)
Biological process (GO): regulation of mitochondrial mRNA stability; mitochondrial RNA processing
Cellular component (GO): mitochondrial matrix; ribonucleoprotein granule
Molecular function (GO): RNA binding
Source: RefSeq, a predicted model, not a curated record